AUGUUUACGAGCGUCAAGCCGUUCUUCCGCGGGACGAACUUUGCCGUCGACCGCUUCAUGAAGGCGAUGGUUGACGCGAACGCCGGUCUCACGGAAGCCCCGGCGUCGACUGCGCACGCGCUGUACGUCUUGCUCCGUGCGCUCGUCCGCGACGCGACGCUCGCCAACGCCGUUAUGGCGAGCGCGAUGGCCGAGAAGAGCCGGCUGCAGUGGCUGGCGCUGCACAAGGCCUGGAUGCACGAGGCCACGACGACCGACGUCAUUGCGAAGAAGAACUUCGCCAACCUCGUCCUCGCGUCGGACACGUUCCACGACCGCGUCGCAGCGCUCUUGAAGAUGUCCAAGGCUGCGACGUCCGCCAAGGGCAGCUUCCUCGGCGCCGCGGACUAUGACAAGAUCCGCUUGGCGGUUCUCGUAUCCAACGUCGCCGUGGAGCUCGUCAACACGAGCGCGGCAGCGGCGACAGGCGCGGCGAUCGAGACAGGCGCGGUGGCGGCGACGAGCGCGGUGGCGGCGACGAGCGCGGUGGCGGCGACGUACCACGUCCUGGCGGACGCGCCGCUCUUCCAGGCCGUCCUCGAGAUCGUCGAGGCGACGGGCAUGCUGCCGCAGCUGCCGCAGCUGAUCCAAGCCGCCAUGAACGGCAACCAAGUCGUGCUGCCCACGGUCGAGGCGUCGCCGCUGGUCGGAGGGGAGUACCGCAACCUGAUUGCGCACACGCCUUUCCGCGAGAACGAGCCCGACUUGCUGUAUUAUACUGCGACGAAGCCGAAUGCCACGACGGACGAUAACGCCAUCGACUUGAGCAAGACGGGCGAUCUCGCGCCGGUGGCCGAAACACUUGUGGCAGCCGCCGCACCGGUGGCCGAAACACUUGUGGCCGCACCGGUCGACCGCCUCGUGGCCGCGGUCGACGAUCUCGACUUGGCCAACAAGUCGCACGCGGCCAUGCAGACAGCGUUUGAAGCAACGGCUUCGGACUUGCAGCGGGUCGCCAACGACCUGCGCGCGUUGACGCAAGCCGUCUCGGUCGUGCCGACGCUCAACAGCGCGGCGAUGGAGGCGCAGGCGCAAGCUUUCAACGCCCAGCUGGCGUCAAUGCGCUUCGGCGCCGAGCAGCAGAUGGCUGCGCUGGCCAGCACGUUCCAUAACACGCUUGUGACGGCCUUUGGCGCCGCGGCAGGCCAGGCCGCCAACAUGGCGGCCUAUGUGCACCACUUGGAGCAGCAAAACGCGUGGCUGCAGGCCCAGUUGGCCGCCCAAGGCGCGCCAGCGCAGUGGCGCGCUGCUCAAGGCGCGUCGGACGUGGACAUGUCGGCCGUGGACAUGGAGGAUGGCUUCUAUGAUGACGCGGCGCCGUCUACGGCACCAGCACCGUCACCCUUUGGCCAACAUGCGCCGCCGCAAGCCGACACGACGCCCGCGCGCGCCGAGGGCAGCAUCAACGAGUCGCUCCUCGGUCUUCUGAACGAGAUGCCAGCGGCCAAGGCGCGAAGCAAGGCGACUCCUGCCCCACAGCCGGCAACGGGCACCAACCCGUUUGCCCCGUUCCCAGCUCGCAAGCGCCCCGCCGGACCGCCCAUGCGUGCCCCAGCAGCUAAAAAGCCAACCCAUUUCUAGGCUGUUGUCCUCUGAUAUUACACAGUGGUUUCGAGUUGGAUUGCGA
Saprolegnia diclina VS20 is the source of this 1666-nucleotide messenger RNA. RefSeq lists its product as hypothetical. The transcript is spliced from 3 exons. Lineage: Eukaryota; Oomycota; Saprolegniomycetes; Saprolegniales; Saprolegniaceae. The record is from RefSeq and is a predicted model, not a curated record. Bases 1 to 1620 code for a protein of 539 amino acids.